CGACCGACGAGCUCGGAUCGGUACGGCGAAACCAGCCCGCGUUGUUACCGUUUGUGGGGCCUGAGAAAACGCUCUCUGGGGCCCCUUGACCUGUUGCGUGAGAUCCUCGCCAUUUUCUCCAUCGGAGAGCAGACUCGGCGAUCUUUCUCGUGCGAGCGGCGCCGGGGUGGAGCUGGGCUGCAGCCUGGAACGGAUCUGGAAACUGGGGCCCAUCCAUAUCCGGGCCGGGUUGCGAAUGCUGCCGCUUACAACUCCUCCAGCCCUGCCAUGCGCUCAAAUCUGCUUUUCAGCUGUAUUUCACAUUAUUUAAUUCUUCCAUUGGGCCAGAGGUAUUUAUGUCCGAACAAGUGUUCGAAUAUAGUAUUUGUUCUGGAAGUCGAGGCCCAGCUAGAGGAGCCUUGAACUUGAGCAGCACUCAAGUCGUCGUGGAAAGAGCCAGUCACAAGAGUCGCAUGCUCCGCAGGCUUCGAGUCUCGGAACUCCAUGGAGUCCAGUCCAGUCCAGUCCAGUCCAGGCCGAUCCGGUCGCGGUUGGUCUAGUGACUCUAGUGGCAUGCUUUUAACUCAAAAGAGCACUUUGAUUCCGACCCCAGGGGGUGUUCUGCUGGAAGGAUUCGCGUGCUCUUUCAACAAUCAUCACGCCUGGUGGGCAUGAGGUACGAACCAGCUCGGACCCCGCCGAGAGUUUCAGCACUGGCCUCAUCUUCUCGUCACCUUUUAUUCUCCCCUUCCACGCAGGUUGACAAUUGGCGAGCCGAUCGUCCCUCUCGAUUCUUGCUCUUUGUCGUGGAUGUCAGCAGCAUGAGGUGAUCGGUGCGUGAAGGUGCUGUGUGUGGGUAUCUGUGGGCCGGAUGGGGAGGGAAGGGAGGAGUUUUACGAGUGAGUGAAUGAGUGAGCGAGCGAGGUAUGGAUGGAUGGACGAAUGGACGGAUGAUUGGCUGGUGGAACCAACAACUUGGAGGCAGUAAACAAAUCGAUUCCAGCAAAGGAAGCGACCCGGACACGUCCUUCCGCGUAUUAGCGUCGUCACAAGUGUCCUGAUCGUCGUUACUUACCUCCGGACCUGAUUGGACUCGAGGGGAUAGAAUCAGUCACCCUCGUCCGAGUCGUUUUCUUCUCCUUCAUCCCUCUCUCUCCUCUCUCCGGGAGGCGGGAGAAUCCCAUCCGUGCCCUAGGGCAUGGAUGAAGAUUCGCCGAGUCAACUUUCCUGCCUUUAAGCGCCUCGAGUAGGACAAGCGUGCGAGGCACAAUGAUGGCCAUUUUCGUCUUGCGAGGGGGAGCGAUCGCCCGUCGAGCCCCCGGCCGUUGAGGCGCUCGAAGAAGUGGCGAGCGAAUGCGCGGCGUAGGGGCUAACGGGCGUAGAGUACUGCCGCGGCACUCAUACGCUCGGGGUUGGGAACUCUCGGGGUGCAACGACGUCGUCAGACCUGCGUCGAAUCGAAUUGAUGAAUCCGUUGAAUCCAUAGAAUCUCCCACCGGGUUUCGUCGGAAUCCUCUUGCAACGAUGGGCGAGAAAAAUCGUCUCGGACCUCGUAACUGGACACGUGAAAAGCGCAUUUGAAAACCUGGACCACUUCCGGCGCCAAUCCGAGCGGACCCGACCCGACCCCACUCAUGAGACGGACGUAUCGUCAUCGGAACGAGAUCGUCUUCCUUCUCGGUCACUUCCGCAUACUUUCGAAGCGGGAGGAGGCGAGGCGAGGCGAAUUUGAGAAGUUCGAGCCGAGGGCACGUGAAAAGGACAUCGGGAAGAUCUUUCGAGAGCUCACGAACCUGUCAGAAAAGCAACCGAUUGGAUUAGCCUCUUCGGAUCGGACUCUCUCGAUUGCAGUAAUGGCCUGAACAUGCAACUCGGCUGAUCGUCUGAUGACUCGGUCGUUUCCUUACGAAGGCAGCGCAAUGUGCCCUCCCCUCGUCACGGCUGGCUCGCUGGCUGGCUGACUGGCUGGCUGGCUCCCUCCAUCCGAAUAUUAAGGCAAUUAGGGAUCAGAUCGCAGGCGUAACAUCACUUUACGCUUAUAAAACGCAAAUUUGAUUCGCCGCGUGCCUGGUCCAACAAGUCACAUGUACUUUUGAUAUGUACUACAUCGUCAAUUGCUUUCCCCCGCUACAUUUACGCCCGAAAGCUGCACAUCGUACUUGCUUACUGGAUUAUUUUUUUGGCCGUGUACUGGCUUUACUUUGUAGUACUCAUUGUAACCCUGAUCCAAGUAAAUCUUUUUAUUUAAAAAUGAAGACUACUGCCGC
Marchantia polymorpha subsp. ruderalis is the source of this 2246-nucleotide messenger RNA. The record is from the annotation of a GenBank genome assembly. NCBI's taxonomy places the organism in Eukaryota, Viridiplantae, Streptophyta, Marchantiopsida, Marchantiales, Marchantiaceae.